AUGAUCACUAAUUUAUUAAUACUAAUACCACAAUUAUUUUCUCGUUCACAACGAAAACUUCACCACCCUUUAAAAAACUCAUUUUCUACAAGAACGCUAUCCAUUUUAUUGAUAAUAACAACAACAAUAACGAUAUUCCUCCCACAAACGAAUGCAAAUUACGUAAUCGGCACACCAUAUACUGAACGAGAAGACAACUUAGUAAUAUGGGACACGAUAACAUACCCAACAACCGGUGACGUUCUCACGCGUCUCGUAAAACUCAUAGCUCCUUCUUCGAACACCACGAAUAAUACAUGCGUCGAUUCAACAAUGCGUUUUCGCCUUAUUUCCGCACAAAAUUCUUCGGUGACACCAAUCGAAUUCACGUUCUCUGAUAUUCAGGAUAUCAAUUUCUGCUAUCAUUGGAUCCGGUUGUUCCCGUUAAGCGGUCCAUAUUUUAUGGUGUCUUAUUUCAAGCAAUUGAAUGAUUCGUCUUCAUCGCCACCGAGAACUGUGUAUCAAGAGAGAGCGUUGGUGGUUGAUUGGUCUGCUAAAAUUACUGCUGAGAUUAUAUUUGGAAAUGUCACAGUGAAUAGCAUUAACGAUGUCAGGAGUGGAUUUGGUGCGGUGAACAUUAAUCCUGACAAUGGGUUUAUAUGGUCUAAUUUCUAUGAGGGUUCACCCACUCUUAGCUGGGCGCAUUUUACUUCACCAAUAAAAAAAGAUAUUUUUGGACAGAUCAGUAAUGGAACUGGCAAUAUUCCAGUGUCUUGGACUAAUCCGAGUGUGAAAGUUUUUCCGACCCCUGAUGAAGGUUAUGGAUUUUUAAUAACAGGUGCAAGCACAGCAAACGAUACUAGCCUACAAUGGCACUCCAAAGUAUAUUUUCUAACCCCAGAACCGAACGUAUUGCAAAUUUCCGACCAAUUCAUCGCCUACAACUAUGAUCAACCCGCAACCAAUAUGCUUCCAAUUGAUUGUACCAUGGGAAGUGAUGAUAUGAUAUUCACAUGCGCGCUAGAAAUAAGCAGCACCAACGGCACUUCAUACGAACUUGUAUCAUUCUCACAAAUUCAACAACAAGAAAAUCCCAACAAUCAAUCAUUAAAGAUUGACACGAACGUAUUGAACGUGCACAAACUGAAACAGUUCUCAUCAGGUGGCAUUUUUGUCGCGGCGACUUUUAAGAAUAAUAAUUCGAUAACCGGUCAAAUUUAUAAAGACGGGGUGUAUAAUUUUACCUGGGAUUAUGAUCAAGUGAAAUAUGCUAACCCGUUAGUUUCUGGCCUUUUUCCGAACAAUUCGGUGUAUUUGUUGGUUUCCGCUGGAAAUGAUACGAAUGCGCCAGCAUCUAAUUAUACCGUGGUCAAAAGUUGGAAUUUGGUUACCAUUAAUCUCAAAGGCAUAUCAGAAGAAAGUGCUCCAGGAUUCAACAAUCCAAACAUCAAAGAAGCAAACCCUGGUUACAACGCCAAUAUCCUGCUAGGACUCGGACAAAUAUCAAUAACAUUUAAAAAUCCAGUCACAUUAUCGACCGGUAACCUAUCGAUCUAUCAAGUGCUCGACAGAGAUAGUCCAUAUAAUGCAUUACGACAAACAUAUCCCACCAAAGACUACGCGAAUCUUUCAUCUGAUAAUUUCAGAGUCACAUUUCCGGUGUUGGAUAGUACGUUUAAUCAUUACCAUCAAACGUAUCGUAUUGUGAUUGACAAUAACUUUGCAAGAUCGGUUUCUUUUAAUUCUUCGUUGAUGGGUGUUUCUGACUGGAUUGUUAAUACAGUGCGUAGUAUUAAUAAUUCAUCUUCAGGGAGCGUUAAUUGCAUAAUCCGCCUAACCAGCCACAGCACUGCGCAAUUCAAAUUAUUAUCAUCUGAUCUCCAAAACCAAUUCGUCACCUCACUUGUCAAAGAUCUCGAAUCAAUUGUCCCAAUACCCGAUGGACGUCUCUACGCGCCCGGCAAAUUCCAAUACGAUCCAGACACCGAUCACCAAAAUCUAUUAAUAGCCGUCACGGUCAAGUCACCUACGAAUAAUAAUGAUGAUAUGAGUGUGUCAAGCGUGAUCUCGAGUUUAAAUACGCUGAUAAGAAAUAAGUGGAUUACAGCCGUUUCGCAGAAUGAAAACACUUCGAAGUUAGAUGACGCUUUUGGAUUCGAAAUUAAACCUAAUUGCCUUAAAGACCAUGAAAAAGUUUUACUUUUUAUCGCGGGCGGUUUGUUUUUGGUCGCUCUACUUUCCAUAUUCACACGUUACAUAAAUCCAAAAGGAAGCUCAUCAUACAGUCUAUUUAAAGUUGUAAUUUACUUUUUCGACUGCUUGAUGGACUUCUUAUUCAUAUUCAAGCAUAGCGAAGAUAUUUCUUCUCUGUACAUACCAAGUUUGAUCUGCCUCUUCUUACCAAUAGCAUUUAAUUGCUUCAUGUCGGCAUUCAUACAAUUCCGCGAGGGGAUCACCAACAAAAAAUACAAAUUGUGGUACCGCAAUAAUAUCGUCGUCGCCUCGUUCUUCGGCGUGACUUCCGCAAUGAAUGUGGACGUGUUGACGAUCACCUAUUCGCAGCUAUUGGAUAUUAAUGCGUUCAAGGCGCCAUGUUCGCCUGAUAUGGGAAAAAUGAUUUUUUAUACGAAUUGUGUUAAUUUGUUAAUACAGGAUUUGGCGCAGUUCGUUAUUCUG
Messenger RNA from Ambispora leptoticha, 2655 nucleotides. The record is from the annotation of a GenBank genome assembly. Lineage: Eukaryota; Fungi; Glomeromycota; Glomeromycetes; Archaeosporales; Ambisporaceae.